AUGAUAUCAUCCAGUGCGAGGGCCUCGCGGUCGGCCUCGCGAUAUUCGAGUCCUGCGCAACCAAAUGGAGGCACCGUGAGCAAGCCAUUGGAGGUGUCACGGAGUUCCGCAAAUGAGGCAUCGCGAUCCUUUAUGCAGCGAUGGCUGGAACCCUCUGUACAGAGCAAGCCGAGCUUCGAGGAGGCUGGAUUGUUGCGUGGCGGAGUUUUGGAAAAUAUGGCCCCCCUAGGAGCAUUGCCCAAGGCGAAGAAGACAAGCGGGGAGAAUGGGAUGCCGACGAGGAAAAUCAUACUGAAGACUUCCACUACGCACCCGCCAAAGAAGCCGCCGGGACGAGAAACUCCAGCUCACGACGACAGUGAUGUUGUUGCGGCCGCGUCUCCGGCCGUGUCACCGCCAGUCUCCCCCUUGUUCCCUCCCGCGCCUGCCAGCAAAAGGAAGUCGCUGGUUGCAAGAACAAAGGACGACGAGGCAGACGACGAGGAGUAUGAUCCAAGAGGCGAUGCCCGUCGCAGGCGCUCGCGCAGAGUGUCGUUACCUGCGCAGAGGACCGUGGCGGCGGCGGUACCGCCAACAACAACAAUCACUACUGCGGCACAAGCACCAUCGCCUGCGCGGGAACGCAGGAGCUCUACAAGCAUUGUGCUAAAGCCCGCAACUCCAGUCAAGCGUCACUCUCGAAGUGAAGCCGGAAAGCAAGGACUCACGGACAAGGUGGUCGAGGCAGCUGUAGACGAAGCGCUGAAGCAUUAUCGCUACCCAACUGCUUGGGCUCUCAAGACGCUCUACGAGGAGAAGAGCGGGGACCGGGACUUUGUGGCCAUGAUUCAGGAUGUUUUCAGUCAGACUGCUGAUGAGGAAACCAUGGACGAGUUUUACAGGCAGAUUGAGGAAAGAAAGCGCCAAGGAAAGAAGGACAAUCGGGGGUGCUACUUCUUUGUGCCUCCUGCCACCAACAGCAGGUUCACGCCGCACAAAGCGAUGGCUGCGCCGUAUGCGCAUCUCAUCCACGAGCCGGAGGGGCUGCCUCGGGAGAGCAUGACACGAGCGGCCAAGAAGGCCAAAACCUCACAUGGCGGUGCCGGCCCUGGGACGUCCAACGCUGCUACGCCAGGAAGAAAAGGGACAGCAGCAGCAGGAGCAGCAGCAGGAGCAGCAGCAGGAGCCGUCGGCACUGGGCAGACGGACAAGGCGACUACGAAAAUCAUCAGGGUGAAGACGCCGGCAUCGCGGAAACGCGCGCGACGAGACUCGGGGUCCAGCGACUCAUCACUCUCGACGGCGAUAAGCAUGUCGUCGCCCGAGGUGAGGGUCAGCAGCCUCAACAGCCCCAGCGCGUUUCGAGGGGCAGCAGCAGCAGCAGCACCAGGCCGGGGAGCCGUACGAGGAGACGAAGCCGUCGAACGAGGAGGGCGAGGAGCUCGACGAGGAAGCGUGGCCGUUGCCAGCACCGCCGUCCCCCCCCCCGCCAUGCCCACCACGACGCCAACCACCAAGGGCACCACCAAGGGCACUGGGGCCAAGUCCCAGACUGCGCCAAAAUCCCAGCCAAUCACCACCCGCGGCAAAUCUGUCGCCUCCAGCAAACAGCUCGUGUCCAACUCAUCCCGACCAAACUCUCCCACCCUUCCCAACACAAGUCGCACGCGCCCUCACAAAUCCUCGUCCUACCUUGCUGAUGAUGCCAGCAUGCCUGGCCGGGUCUCCGCUGCAGAGCUCUUCCCCAACCUCAAGGUCAAGUCGGCAGAAAAACCAGCCGUUUCACCAGCCAAGGACGCCGAGAUUGACGCCCUUGACGCCCCGGCUCCUAUGCCAGAGGAGGAGGAGGAAUCAUUUUGGGACCGCCGACGGACUGCGCGGAGGGUCACGAACAACCUCAGCCCCCAUGAGAGCUCUAUCCGAGGCGGCCCUGCCGCAGACCGUGAGACGACGCCUGUGAAGACGACGAGGCGGACGCGCCAGUCCCUUGCCGCCUCUGUCACCACCAGGGCUACUCGCUCGGCCAGCAAGCGUCCAAACGACGACUUGGAGAGGACUGUUUCGCCUAUUGCUUUCUCCUUGCCGGGAGAUGGAAGUUCUGCGGUGGGAUCCCGGGCCGCUACACCCACGUCGCUACGGCCAGCCAAGAAGCAGAAGACGGGGUUGCGCGUCAAGACAUCGCCGGUCAAGAAGAAGGGCGGCGCCGCAGGUGUGCCGCGGCCAUCUCAUGAGCUAAAUUCUUCAUCACUCAACGGUAUCGCUCCGAAGGAUCCGAACGCCGACAAUGAUGAAUACUGCUCAGCAUGCGGAAACACGGGUGAUGUCGUGUGUUGCGAUGGCUGCCCACGGUCGUUCCACUUUGAGUGUGUCGACAUGGUGCAGUCGGAUGAUUUGCCUGACGAGUGGUAUUGCAAUGAGUGUCUCAUUCGACGAUACCCCUCGCGCGUACCCAUUCACAAAGGAAUCUUUGGGAGCGCGCUCAACAAUUUGGAGAAGAGCAUUCCCCGGGCAUUCAGUCUACCCAAGCGCGUGCAGAACCGCUUUGAAGGAGUAAAGGCCGGUGCUGAUGGUGACUAUGAGGAGGUGGUAAGCAACAGGACGGCGAGGAAGCGAAAUGGCACGGAUGAACCCGAUUUCUUCAAGCAGCGCGAAGACGGGCAGGCCGUAUUGUGCCAUUCCUGCCAGAAGCCAGCAACUCAGAUCAGGUCCAUCAUCCCUUGCAGCGUGUGCUCGUUUUAUUGGCACAUUGACUGUCUGGAUCCGCCUCUCGCCGUGCCACCUGUUCUCAAGACUUGGCGCUGUCCCGCCCACGUAGACGACAUCCUCAUUGACGUCCCUAGUCUCGCCCCGGCCCAUCGCUUCCGCAGGCUCAAGGGGAACCAGACAGUGACCCCUGCCUUUGGCCGUGGCCUCAAGAACAAUGGCCACAUUGAGAUUGACUGGACCGAUGAGCCCGACGAACCUGACGAGUCCGGCUGGCCCGACCAUCGCUCCUUUGGCCGGACAUACAAGCUUCCGGCCAAGGGCGUGAUUCUCGACUUUAUCCAACAGAUGAGGAAUCAGGGGGCUGGCUAUGGCACUCGACAGAACGAGUCCAAGCUCAUUCCUUAUCCUACUCCACCAAGCCAUGGCGACUCCACGAGCCCACUAGCUGGCUCUGCCUUGGAUCGCAAGAUGCAGGAGAUGCAAGUCUCUCUCAACUUGCUAGGUCUCCAGCAACAUCGAUCGGAUGGUGUAGACAAACUCACGGCUGCUCUUCUGACCGCCGCCGACGACAGUAUGCUCGCCCUCAUGGCCAAAAGCAACGCCGAUAACCUUGCCUCAGGCCAGCUUACCGCCGGGGACCGCCUCGGUCUCCGCGCCAUGCUCGCUCAAAUGGACGCUGUGGGCACUCGCAUCAGGCAACUUCUAGCAGAGGACAGUUCUACACCUGCACCGCAGCCCAUUAAAGCAGAGGCUAGUUCCCCCGUUAUUGCAUCGACAACUGGGCUCAACGACCCCCAUGCACAGAAGAUGGACCAUUGCAUGCCCGUCUCGGAACCAACACCGCCUUCCACCGUUGACCAUGGCGAAGGCACCAUGGAUCUCGAUUAG
Messenger RNA from Metarhizium robertsii ARSEF 23, 3573 nucleotides. Its product is annotated as Zinc finger domain-containing protein, PHD-finger. Gene Ontology annotation, biological process: regulation of transcription by RNA polymerase II. Bases 1 to 3573 code for a protein of 1190 amino acids. Gene Ontology annotation, cellular component: Rpd3S complex. The record is from RefSeq and is a predicted model, not a curated record. NCBI's taxonomy places the organism in Eukaryota, Fungi, Ascomycota, Sordariomycetes, Hypocreales, Clavicipitaceae. The transcript is spliced from 6 exons.